CGACAUACACUAUAGGCAGUAUGUCGGCGUCGAACAGACGCUGAUAGCGUACUGACAAGUGUAUCGACGCCAAUGCAGUGGAGAACACCGAUACACAGAGAGAGACUUGUCCUUAUUUUGUGGUUAGAACGUCGUAACUAGUCCGUAAGACCGUAACUAAGAAAAACAUCCGAACAAAUUAUCAGGUGACAGACGUUGUAUAAUAAAGAAAAGGCUGAAAAACAAAUUGAAAAAUGCGAAGGAAGGCAGGAGUAGGUGCGAUCCACAAACAAAAACUAGAACAAGAGAAGUACAAAGAUAAAGGAACAGAAAUCCAGGAAAAUCAGUUGGAACAGAUGACAAAGCAGUUAGAUGUGUUCAGAGUAAAUCUUGAGGAGUUUGCCUCCAAGCAUAAAAAUGAGAUAAAGAAGAAUGCUCAGUUCCGACGACAGUUUACAGAGAUGUGUGCAUCCAUCGGAGUUGACCCUUUGGCAUCUGGUAAAGGAUUUUGGUCUGUUCUUGGUAUUGGUGAUUUCUACUAUGAGAUCGCUGUACAGAUUGUUGAGGUCUGUCUGGCGACAAACUAUAAAAAUGGUGGUUUAAUAUCGCUGGACGAACUACGUGAUCGCCUGGUUCAAGCUAGAGGAAGACGCAAAGAACAUCAGGAAAUAUCAAACGAAGAUCUAUUGGCAGCAGCAAAGAAACUUAGAAUAUUUGGAAAUGGAUUUUCUGUAGUCCCAAUUGGUAGAGGAAAACACUUAGUUCAAUCGAUUCCAGGAGAAUUGAGUAUGGACCAUACUGCUGUCCUUCAACAAGCUUCAAUGUCUGGAAAUGCUCAUGUCUCUAAAGCCUCAUUGGAGAGAGAAUUACGGUGGGAACCCGAGAGAGCCCAGAAAGCUGUAGAUCAUAUGGUUAAAGAGGGGCUAGCAUGGCUGGACCAUCAGGGUGAAACUGAGCCUCUUUACUGGUUUCCCAGUUUGUUUAACGCUUGCAUUCAGUCUUCAGCUUAGGUUCAGAUUUUCUAUUCCAAUCUUGCGUAAGCCUCUAGCUCACUUAUAGCUUGAUGUAUUAAUUUUCGAUAAUUAAUUCUGCUGUAAUGAUGAAUCAACUGUAAAUAACAGAUACUGGUUUGACUGCCGUAUUAGUUGUACUGUACAAAACUUUUGCACAUUCAACAAACGGAACGAUUUUGUAUUAAGGGUACGCAGAACUGAUAUUGGUUUUUAAAAAGUUCCAGUAUGUAUGUAAAAUAAAUAAGAUUUUGCAUUGUUACACUA
Molecule: messenger RNA, 1256 nt
Organism: Athalia rosae (coleseed sawfly)
Lineage: Eukaryota; Metazoa; Arthropoda; Insecta; Hymenoptera; Athaliidae
Gene: lsn
Product: vacuolar-sorting protein SNF8
Exons: 2
Coding region: 234-989 (251 amino acids)
Biological process (GO): protein transport to vacuole involved in ubiquitin-dependent protein catabolic process via the multivesicular body sorting pathway
Cellular component (GO): ESCRT II complex
Source: RefSeq, a predicted model, not a curated record